AUGGAGGAAAGCCCCCAAAGCUUAAAUCAAACUCAUGGCCAUGUCCUAGUUGUGGCAUUUCCAACACAAGGACAUGUAGGUCCUCUCAUGAAGUUAGCUCAUCAGAUUGCCAAUCAUGGGAUUAAGGUCACUUUUGUGACUACAGAGUUUGUACUUUCAAAAAUGGCCACUUCAUCGCCUGAGGUGGGUGGCGAAAAUAAACAGGUCAAGCUAGUUUCAGUCCCAGAUGGGCUAGAACCCGAGGAUGACCGGAAAGAUCAGAGUAAAAUGACCCAGAAGAUUAGUGAAGUCAUGCCUGGUCAUUUGGAGGACCUGAUAAAGAAGACCAAUCAAUUGGGAAGUAAUGAUAAGAUCACUGGUGUCAUUGCUGAUAAUGCAUUAGGAUGGGCAUUGGAGAUUUCUGGGAAGAUGGGGAUAAAGGGUGGUCUGUAUUGGUGUUCUUCACCAGGAUGCUUGGCACUCACAAACAACAUUCCAAAGCUUAUUGAGGACAAAGUCAUUGGCAUUGAUGGAACACAACUGACAAACAAGAAGAUUCAAAUAUCUCCAAUCAUGCCUGCAAUGAGCACUGCUGAGUUCACCUGGCAUUUUCCAGGCGAUCCGAUUAUGCAAAAGGGCAUGUUUCAAUAUAUCAAAUCUCUUGUGCCGUAUAUGAAGAGUUCAAACUGGCUAAUUUGCAAUUGGUUCCAUGAUCUCGACCCUUCAGCCUGUGAUUUGAACCCAAACGUUUUAUCAAUCGGUCCAUUACAGGCCGCUGGCCAAAUUGCUGGGAGCAUGUGUUCCGAGGACUUUGAUUGCUUAAACUGGCUUGACAACCAGCCUGCAAGAUCAGUCAUAUAUGCUGCCUUUGGUAGCACAUCUAAAUUCAGCCAGAACCAAAUUGAUGAAUUAGCAAUGGGGCUUGAACUCGUGGACCGCCCAUUCUUAUGGGUUGCGUGGUCAGGCCUCACUGAUGGAUUAUCUCUGAGAUAUCCUGAAGGGUUCACAGAACGAGUAGCUAAUCGUGGGAAAAUGGUCGAAUGGGCGCCUCAAGAAAUGGUGUUAGCUCACCCAUCCAUCGCCUGUUUCUUAACACAUUGUGGUUGGAACUCAACCAUGGAGAGUGUUAGCAGGGGAGUCCCGUUUUUGUGUUGGCCUUACUUUGGAGACCAGUUGUAUAUUCAGACUUGUAUACGAGACGCUUGGAAGGUUGGUUUGUCGUUGGAAAGGGAUGAAAAUGGGAUAAUUUCGAGACAUGAGAUUAAGCAGAAGCUGGAGGAAUUGCUUUCCAAUGCUGGUAUAAGAGAAAAUGUGGUGAAGUUGAAGGAAAUGGCUAGAAAGAGUGUGGGUAAAGGAGGGUCUUCCUCUAAAAAUUUUGAGAAUCUUGUUGAACAAAUGAGAGGCUGA
Molecule: messenger RNA, 1386 nt
Organism: Ilex paraguariensis (yerba mate)
Lineage: Eukaryota; Viridiplantae; Streptophyta; Magnoliopsida; Aquifoliales; Aquifoliaceae
Source: the annotation of a GenBank genome assembly